AGUAAUCAUUAAUCACACUGUGAUCAUUGUUAGUUGUUAUGUACUUAAUAUUUUCCAAUCACGAUGCUUACUAAUAAUUAUUACUCAUUUGUCAUUACUCAUUAGUAGUUCCACGUGGUUUUUUGCACGUCCAUGUUUUACGUUGUGCUCAGUGGAAAACUGCAUAUUUUCUACUAAACGUUGCUGCCACUUCUUUACGAGAGACUCGUGCUGGAGAGUUACUAGAACGUGUCAUCGACCAUUGACGUUCCUCAAAUUUCGAUUACCAAAAUAUGCAGGCUGCAGGCACAUCCUCGACGGCGUAUUGCCAAACUGAGAAAGGCGCUAAGAAGUCCAAAGAUGAAAAGAGACAGUCUAAAGAGUAUGAAGUGGAAAAAAUAAUUUUCCAUGAAGUUUUACCCGAUGCAACUGUUUAUCUAGUCAAAUGGAAACAUUGUGCUGAGGAACAAUGUACAUGGGAGCCAGAAGAAAAUUUGGAAAAUUGCGAGAAAAUCUUGUUAAGAUAUAAAACAAUUGGUUGUUAAAAAAAAAAAAAGAAGAAAAAAGUAUGCUAUCCCAUUUAUUUAGUUACUGUCAAUUGUAUUAUUUAUCUUUAAAAUAAAUAUUGAUAUGCAAAAUGUAAAA
This is a messenger RNA of Rhopalosiphum padi (bird cherry-oat aphid), 624 nucleotides long. Its product is annotated as heterochromatin protein 1-like. Gene Ontology annotation, cellular component: pericentric heterochromatin. The transcript has 2 exons. Gene Ontology annotation, biological process: negative regulation of transcription by RNA polymerase II; chromatin organization. NCBI's taxonomy places the organism in Eukaryota, Metazoa, Arthropoda, Insecta, Hemiptera, Aphididae. The record is from RefSeq and is a predicted model, not a curated record. The coding region runs from base 273 to 524 and encodes 83 amino acids. Gene Ontology annotation, molecular function: chromatin binding.